Messenger RNA from Cannabis sativa, 2172 nucleotides. RefSeq lists its product as uncharacterized. Lineage: Eukaryota; Viridiplantae; Streptophyta; Magnoliopsida; Rosales; Cannabaceae. Bases 571 to 1731 code for a protein of 386 amino acids. The record is from RefSeq and is a predicted model, not a curated record. Gene Ontology annotation, biological process: regulation of DNA-templated transcription. The transcript is spliced from 4 exons. Gene Ontology annotation, molecular function: transcription coregulator activity.
GUUUAUUAACAGUGAGAGGUUGAUGUUUGCUUAUGCACUACCGACAAUGACAAAUUCAUCAAGUCUCUUUCCCCUUACAACACUACACGACUGGUCAGGAUAAAGAGAGAGAGAGAUAGAGCCAAAGUGAAAAAAAAAAACUAAGAAGAAGAAGAAGAAGAAGAAGAGAGAGAGAGAGAAAGAAAGAGGGAGUUUUUGAGGCUUGGGGAAGCAGGCAUGUGGAUGAGUGGGGAACACACCAAACUCAUCAAUUGAACCUGUUGAAAUUAUUCAACUUCUGACAGUAAAAGAAGCAUAAAGAAAAGCAAACAUAUAAGCCCCCACCAUUUUUUUUUAUUAAAGAAAAAAAAAUAUAAAAAUUCAACCUUUCUGUGUGCUUACUUAUUGUUGAACUACAUUUUAGUCAGUGAGGUAAGAAACAUCAAAAGGGUAUUUGAAGAAGAAGAAGAAGAGGCUGAAAUUGAAGACUUGAAGGCCAUUCACUACAACAAGUUCUCGAAAGGGUUGAAGCUUUAUCUAUCAUAGAAUAUAUAAGUAUAUUUUAUUUUCUUUUAUUUUUUAAUUAAAGUUAUGCCUAGACCAGGUCCAAGACCGUAUGAGUGUGUUAGAAGAGCUUGGCAUAGUGAUAGACACCAGCCCAUCAGGGGUUCUCUUAUUAAAGAGAUUUUCAGGGUUGCGAAUGAGAUUCAUAAUUCUUCUACUAAACAGAACAAAGAAUGGCAAGAGAAGCUCCCAAUUGUUGUGCUCAGAGCUGAAGAAAUUAUGUACUCUAAAGCCAACUCUGAGGCUGAAUAUAUGGACCUAAAGACACUCUGGGAUCGAACAAAUGAUGCCAUCAGUACGAUCAUUCGACUCGAUGAAAGUACUGAAACCGGCGAGUUUAUUCAGCCUUGUAUUGAAGCUGCUCUCAACUUGGGGUGUAUACCAAGAAGAGCCUCAAGAAGCCAACGAAAUUGUCACCCAAGAUGUUACCUGACUCCCAACACUUCAGAGGUUCCAUCUGUAUCUCCAAGCUUGUUGGAAAAUGCUGCUACUGGUUCGAAUCUUUUGAGAUCUUCUAACCAUCUCAGCUCUCACUUUAGAAACAAUUUUUCUGUAAACAACAUUUCUACUGCUAUGUUUUCACCGCCUCCAUCCGGAAACAACAUCACCCCAUCUAACAGCUAUGACCAACUCCUAGCCCUUAGUAAUUAUAAACCAUCUAACUCAUUUUCAGCUUACCCUCUUUAUUAUGGGGGAAAUGCCCCCCAGUUUGAACAACUUUGGCAAGAUGUCGCCCUCCUUCCUAAACUUACCAGUGAUGCUUUAAAAGACUCUAAACUCGGUGUGGUCAAGGAUCUUUCCUGUCAUGAAGAUGCCUCUUUGAAGAACACAGAACCAAAUAUGAUCAUAGAUACAGAUGAUAGACAAUGCAAUAUUGGGUGUGAUCUAUCUUUGCGAUUGGGUCCUAUGAGUGUUGAGAACAAGCAACCCCAGGCUAUUGCAGACGUUAAUCCCCGAGAGGGAGGCAAGUUUUGUGACCAAUUACCAUUAUUGGAUAAAGGGUGCUCCAUGUUUCCUCCUAGAGGCAAUGCUUGCCAGGCAUUAAGUUCAUACAAAGGUGUAGAAGCAGCCGUGCGAAAACGAAAGCCAUCUUUUGAUAAUGGAAUCGACGAUCAGCAGUUUUGUAAUUUGAAGCCAAGUCCUCCUUUUCUCCACUUAAAUGGAAAAAUGAGAAAUGCUGGAUCAUAAGUUCUGAUUUUUUCUUACUUGGUUAACUUUGUGGUGCAAUUUUGUUGUACUCCCGGAUGUGUUAUGCACCCAAGAGCUACCAGAUUAGGAAGGUGAGAUGUAUAUAUAAUAUUGAAUGAUGAUGAUGAUGAAUUAGAUAGCUGAAUGGAAGAACUAACAGUAGAGGGUUUAAUCAGCAGCAUUAUAUGUACUAAGGAGAAUUUUAGAUAUUUAAGUUUUAGUACGGUCAUAUAUUGUUAUAGAAAGCUGCCUUGUAACAGCUUCAUCACAGUUAGUAGUAGUAGUUGAGAUAAUUUAUAAGUGUCUUUAGCUGUCAAACAUAUGUAGCCAGAAUAAGGUAUUAUGCUGUUUUCUUUUUUAAUAUUUUUAGUUUAAUUUCUCUUCCUUCUAUUGUAGGUAUGUAUCAUAUUUGGGUUAAUUAAGUCAAACUCAUGAUGAAUC